Tachysurus fulvidraco (yellow catfish) is the source of this 7511-nucleotide messenger RNA. It is a transcript of the gene brsk1b, whose product is annotated as BR serine/threonine kinase 1b. Gene Ontology annotation, molecular function: tau-protein kinase activity; protein serine/threonine kinase activity; ATP binding. Lineage: Eukaryota; Metazoa; Chordata; Actinopteri; Siluriformes; Bagridae. Bases 1487 to 4045 code for a protein of 852 amino acids. The record is from RefSeq and is a predicted model, not a curated record. Gene Ontology annotation, cellular component: cytoplasm. Gene Ontology annotation, biological process: intracellular signal transduction; microtubule cytoskeleton organization; protein phosphorylation. The transcript is spliced from 19 exons.
UAUCUCACAUUUCAGAGUUAUAAUUCAUUUUAAUUUGUCUAAUUUGUGUAAAGUUAAAGCGGUUGAAGCUGAUUUACUCAUUUGCCUAAUUUGUACAUUUAGGGCAAAAACGUGGAUGAAAAUGAUUACAAAAUACAAAUAAAAUAUAUACACGGUUGAUUUUUAUGUAGAUGAAUUGUAGCGGUGUAGAAAGUGUGUAGAUGUGAGAAUAAUGUUUAUUGUGUACUGUGGUAGUGCAGCUGAUGACAAGGAUGGACGGGAGGCGCGUUCACGAGGGCUCUCGCAGGGCGGGGACGCGCGGGCGCAGGGAUGAGCUGGUGAGAGGAACCCGGAUGCUGAUGCUGAUGGAGAGAGAAGAAGGAAGGAGAAGGAGGAGAAGAUAAAAAGAGGAAAUCCACACACAGAGUUAUGAUCCACCGGGCAGAAGACGCGCUACAGCCAGCGUUUGGAACACGGAGCGUUUAAAGGGCAACGGCAAUGAAAUAGAAGUGAAGCUGACAGGAACCGGGAUUCGCCAUUUUUCUCCUCAGGAUGUCCGGAAACCGGGAGACGGGAGCAAAGCGCUGGGAGGAGCUGCUGUGAGGAAGACGAGGAUAAUACUGAAGCUGCUCUUCAUCAUCAUCAUCAUCAUCAUGCUGGAUAUCCUCAGAGAAACGCUUUGUAACUAAAAGAGGACAAAAGCACAGUGACUGUGAUCCUGCUGAGGAAAUUCUGUCUGUCUGUCUGUCUGUCUGUCCGCUCUGUCCCCGGUCUGUCUCUGUCUCUGUCCCCGGUCUGUCUGUCUCUGUCCCCGGUCUGUCUGUCUCUGUCCCCGGUCUGUCUCUGUCUCUGCUCCACACCCGGAUGCGCGGCCUGGACAACACCGCGGCUCAGCUAACGGGACACACACACACACACACACACACACACACACACACACACACACACACACACACACACACACACACACACACACACACACACAUCCUACUUGGGCUGUUACAAAUUGACUGAAACGGGAACAUUUCUAGGAGUCAGAGAUGGAUAUGGCAUUAUGUAUUAGAUGACAGGCGUAUUUAUUUAUUUAUUUAUUUAUUUAUUUAUUUAUUUAUUUAUUUAACCCUAACACCAUAUCAAUGUCAAUAACUGGGUCACGUCCGGCAUCCGAGUCAUUUGUGUCUUAAUGAAAAAACCCCUUGCAGCAUCUUCACCAUUCAGUAAGAAAUGAUCUUCAGAUUUUUAUGAUCACAGGAAUCUCCUCAUCACAGACUGUCACACAAAGCUGGAUCACAGCGACCCGGAAACGAUUCAAACCUUUUCGCCUAUUCAACAAGGCAGCUAAAGAGGAAGAGGAGCAUCAGCAUCAGCAUCACCCGCAUCCCAUCUGUAAUGUCGGACAGGCGUGUGACAUCAUCACGGAGGACGCAGCGACGCCCACUGAACCGGAAGUGACAGGGAUUUCUUUAUUUUUGUGGUCACUCAUUGAAACUGUUAAUUACUGAGCAUCAUGUCCAGUAAAGAGGUGUCCAGCAGUCACCCUGCUCAGUAUGUUGGGCCUUAUCGCCUGGAGAAGACACUGGGGAAAGGACAAACAGGUUUGGUGAAAUUGGGAGUCCACUGUAUCACAGGACAGAAGGUGGCUAUAAAGAUUGUAAACAGGGAAAAACUCUCAGAGUCUGUCCUCAUGAAGGUGGAGAGAGAGAUCGCCAUUUUGAAGCUAAUCGAACACCCACAUGUCCUCAAACUACAUGAUGUGUACGAGAAUAACAAAUAUCUGUAUUUGGUAUUAGAACACGUAUCAGGAGGUGAGCUGUUUGAUUACUUGGUGAAAAAAGGUCGACUGACUCCUAAAGAGGCUCGGAAGUUUUUCAGACAGAUCAUCUCAGCUCUGGACUUCUGUCACAGUCACUCAAUAUGUCACAGAGACCUAAAACCAGAGAACCUGCUGCUGGAUGAGAAGAACAAUAUCAGGGUAGCUGACUUCGGCAUGGCGUCUCUACAGGUGGGGGACAGUCUGCUGGAGACGAGCUGUGGAUCUCCUCAUUAUGCGUGUCCUGAAGUUAUUAGGGGGGAGAAGUAUGAUGGUCGUAGAGCAGAUGUAUGGAGCUGUGGUGUCAUCCUCUUUGCUCUGCUGGUGGGGGCGUUACCCUUUGACCAUGAUAACCUGCGGCAGCUGCUGGAGAAGGUAAAGAGUGGUGUGUUCCACAUGCCCCACUUCAUCCCACCGGAGUGUCAGGCUCUGCUGAGGGGCAUGAUCGAGGUCAACCCUGAGAAACGUCUUACGCUGGAAGCAAUACAGAAACAUCCAUGGUACCUUGGGGGUCGUAAUGAGCCCUGUCCAGAGCAGCCCCCUCCCAGGCGAGUGUGUGUGAAGAGGAUCUUGUCUCUGACAGAGUUGGACCCCGAUGUGUUGGACAGCAUGCACUCUCUGGGCUGCUUCAGAGACAGAGUCAAACUCACACGAGACCUGCAGUGUGAAGAAGAAAACCAGGAGAAGAUGAUCUACUACCUGCUGCUGGACAGGAAGGAGCGCUAUCCUAGUUAUGAGGAUGAAGAUCUUCCCCCCAGAAAUGAUGCUGAUCCUCCUCGGAAACGUGUGGACUCUCCCAUGUUGACCCGUCAUGGCCGCUGCCGGCCCGAGAGGAAGAGUCUGGAGGUGCUGAGUGUGACAGAUCAGGGCUCCCCGACUCCGCCCCGCAGAGCCCUCGACACCUCCGCACACAGCCAGAGAUCUCGCUCAGUGAGUGGAGCGUCCACCGGUCUGUCCUCCAGCCCCCUGAGCAGCCCCAGAAGUCCAGUUUUCACCUUCAGCCAAUCUGAGGUUGCCUCUGCCACCGCCACCAAAGCCAAAGAUCCCAAAGUGGGAAGCAGCCCCGCCCCUCGGGCAGCCCAGCGCGUGCCUGACCAAAAAACGCAGACGCUUCCAUCCAAGGCCGCAACCGAGAGGCCACAUCUGCAGUCAAUGAAGUCUCUUCCCCUGCAGACACCACCCUCCCCCUCACCGUCUCCACUGCUCUCCCCCAUCCCUCGUUUCUUCUUCUUCCCCGCUCCGUCCGUCCUGAAGUCCGUCACUAAGUCCAUCUAUCCUAACUCUACCCAUGUGUCGCAGGUUACGCCCCAGGAUUCCCCGCUUCCCACCCCCCUUGGGACCCCCCAGCAUCCCCCUCCUACCCCACCGUCCUCCUCCUCUUCCUCUUCCUCCUCACGGGCUGAAGGGGGUGGGGCUGGCAGCAGUGCAGGGGGUGGCUCCCUCACCCUCACUCCCCCCUCCAGCCCUGGUGCAGGUAGUGGAAUGGCUGCUAGCAGCUCCGCCCACUGGAGAAGUCGUCUAAACUCGUUCAAGAACAACCUGCUGGGCUCACCACGCUUCCAUCGCCGCAAGCUGCAGGUUCCUACAUCAGAAGACAUGUCCAGCCUCACGCCCGAGUCAAGCCCAGAGUUGGCUAAGAAGUCUUGGUUUGGGAACUUCAUCAGUCUGGAGAAAGAGGAGCAGAUUUUUAUUGUGAUUCAAGACAAACCUCUGAGCUCCAUCAAAGCUGACAUUGUCCACGCCUUCCUAUCAAUCCCGUCGCUGAGCCACAGUGUAAUCUCCCAAACCAGUUUCCGUGCAGAGUACAAAACCUCCGGCAGCUCCUCCGUCUUCCAAAAGCCCAUUAAAUUCCAGGUGGACAUCGCCUUCUCCGAGGCAGAACGGGAACGAGAGCGGGAGAGAGAGGGAAAAAGGGAGACUGGAAUCUAUAGUGUGACCUUUACCCUCAUCUCAGGUCCUAGUCGCAGGUUUAAGAGAGUGGUGGAGACGAUUCAGGCUCAGCUGCUCAGUACUCAUGACCAGCCCUCUGUCCAGGCACUUGCUGAUGAGAAGAAUGGGAUCUCCUCUCCCUCACCUGGCACUCCCACUCACCAGAACUCACGUCGCUCUGAAGGGGGCGGAGAACGUUGCCAAGAGAGGGCGGAGCGUACAGAUAUUGCAGGUACGGGUGGCAGUGGUAGCGUCAUCCAACGCAAAGGCUCAGGAAAGGACAAGACACGCCUCCUGUCGUCCAACGGAACCCAGUCCCAGCCUUGAGAGAACUCUCUAGACACACUCAUAUGGAGCGUUGAAUCUGCCCCAACACACAAACCCCUCCCCUUCACUUGCCCAAAAAGUCCCACAACCCCCCAGUCACGGACCCCACCUCAUGGGUUAAACCUGCAGCUCCAAUGCAGCUGGGAGAAAACGAGGAGCAUAUUGAAGUGGAAAUGCUCUUACUCACCGACACGGCGAAUCACCUGCGAACAUCAUGAGCUCUCACAGAGCCUGAACUCUGAUGUCACUCACACGGAGGAUCUUCAAAUUCAAACAGACUUGAAGUAAACGUUUAACAAUUAAAACUGAACAUCUCAAGGCUAAGCUACAUAUACAAGUUGCUGAUCAUCUGGAUGGAGGUGGGAAAGGUGGGAUUGUCUCCAUUACAUCAUCAUGUCAUCAUCACUAUCAUCACAGAAAACUCCUUUUUCAAACUCAAAGAAAUGCCACUAAUAUAAACUGCCUUUCUGAAGACACCUUAUUAAUGACAAUGAUCCAGAAUAAGAUGGGAGAACAUGGUCUGAGAACACGGUCUGAGAACACGCUCUGAGAACACGGUCUGAGAACACGCUCUGAGAACACGGUCUGAGAACAUGGUCUGAGAACACGCUCUGAGAACAUGGUCUGAGAACACGGUCUGAGACCACGGUCUGAGAACACGGUCUGAGAACAUGGUCUGAGAACACGGUCUGAGACCACGGUCUGAGAACAUGGUCUGAGAACACGGUCUGAGACCACGGUCUGAGAACAUGGUCUGAGAACACGGUCUGAGACCACGGUCUGAGAACAUGGUCUGAGAACACGGUCUGAGACCACGGUCUGAGAACAUGGUCUGAGAACACGGUCUGAGACCACGGUCUGAGAACACGGUCUGAGAACAUGGUCUGAGAACACGGUCUGAGAACACGGUCUGAGAACACGGUCUGAGAACACGGUCUGAGAACACGGUCUGAGACCACGGUCUGAGAACACGGUCUGAGAACACGGUCUGAGAACACGGUCUGAGAACACGGUGUGAGAACACGGUCUGAGAACAUGGUCUGAGAACACGGUCUGAGACCACGGUCUGAGAACAUGGUCUGAGAACACGGUCUGAGAACACGGUCUGAGAACACGGUCUGAGAACACGCUCUGAGAACACGGUCUGAGAACACGGUCUGAGAACACGGUCUGAGAACACGGUCUGAGAACACGGUCUGAGAACACGCUCUGAGAACACGGUCUGAGAACACGGUCUGAGAACACGCUCUGAGAACACGGUCUGAGAACACGGUCUGAGAACACGCUCUGAGAACACGGUCUGAGAACAUGGUCUGAGAACACGGUCUGAGAACACGGUCUGAGAACAUGGUCUGAGAACAUGGUCUGAGAACACGCUCUGAGAACAUGGUCUGAGAACACGGUGGACCUCGAAGCUUCAUAUUGAUCGACAUUUCUGUAUCAGCAGAAGAGAAAAAAGAUGAUGAAAGUGAAACGAUGGCUUUGCGUAGAGAACUGAUGACACCAGUAGAGGAUUUGCUCUGUGAAAUCAAGUUGAUCCCCAACUCGGCCUCUGAGAACGAGCAUGCUUUUAAUCUGAUGAUAUUUAAUUUAAUUUUAUGAUAUUUAAAUGUCCUUUAAUCCGUCCAGAAUCAGGACGAGGAGACAAGAAGCUCUAAAGGACUGAAUUCUGGGACCUUCAGAACAAAUCCAACCAAGUGAAUGUCAAAGAUCAACAAACACACAAGCUACUUUACACAUAAUUAUUCACCUUAAGAUGUAAGCACAUUUAUUUAUUUAUUUAUUUAUUUAUCUAUCUAUCUAUCUAUCUAUCUAUCUAUCUAUCUAUCUAUCUAUCUGUUUAUUUAUUUAUUUAUUUAUUUAUUUAUUUAUUUGUUUGUUUAUUUAUUUAUUUGCUGUGGACUUGGCAGCCAUCUCACAGGUAAACAAAUAAAGCACAGCAGAUGGGAAAUUUUCACAUUCAUUUUGUUUCCAAACAUUAAAAUGAUGCUGCAACACUUUUCUGUUCAUCUUCUGUUUCUGUUCUGUUCAUCUUCUGUUUCUGUUCUGUUCAUCUUCUGUUUCUGUUCUGUUCAUCUUCUGUUUCUGUUCUGUUUGUCUUUCUGUUCUUUUCACUUUAUUUAUUUAAGGAAAAAUACAAAACAACAAAGAUGACAAGUGAAGAAAAAAAGACUUGGAGAAGAAAUUCAUGUUUGUGGCAGUAAAGAUUUGGUGAAAUCAUAAAGAAAUAAAAAGGUUCUAAACUAAACUGACUCUCAGUGAGGAAGAAGAGGAGAAAUAAGACAAAGGAAACGAGGAGACAUGAAGAUCUUCAGCAUCAGUAAGAAUGUUAACCACUAAAUCCCAAAGAGAGACAAAUCUCAUACUGAAUGUGAGCAGUAUUCACACACAGACACUCUCUCUCUCUCUCUCUCUCUCUCUCUCUCUCUCUCUCUCUCUCUCCCUUUAAGCCCCUCCCCCUCUGAUAGGGACACUGUCCACUUCCUCUUUGCUCCUGUGUUUAACUCCAAUUAAAAGGUGAUGAAUAAAAUAUCUUCACCUUGAAUCUGGACAAGCAGCAACACAGUUGAAGCUUCAGUCCUGAGGCCAUGUUCAGGGGAAUAAAAAGGUCCAGCGAUGAAGUGAUGAGGUCUUUUAGGAGGAAAGAUUUUAGGUCUGCUGUUAAGAGAAUAAAGCCUUCGUUUGGAGAGAAUCAAACUACAGAGAUUGUGUUUCAGAGCAGAUUUGAUAACUCUCGGUUCCUCACAUUGCUUCUUAUCAUAAAAAAGAAAACUCUGAUCCCAAAAUCCUGUUUUUAUUUAGUGAGAUUUAAACAGAGGCUCUGUGUCAGUAUCACACAGUCAAACACACCCAGGAGAGACUGGUGUGAAGAGCACAAAGUGGGUGUGGCUUCCUGCAGGGUGACGUGAGGGAGGAAUAAAGCUGAUGGAGCUGAGCUGCUGAUGGACAGAGUGGAGUUGGAGUUAAUGAGCUACGGAACACUCCAAAUGCCUUAAUCACAAGCUGAGCACGUGGAGCUGACUCUCCACACACACACACACACACACACACACACACACACACACACACACACACGCUACUGCAACUGGCACAAAUAUUGCAUCUGAUCAAGAAGAAAUUAUUUUGAGAGAGAGAGAGAGUAAGGUGAGAAGAGAGGUCAUCAUCAUCAUCAUCAUCAUCAUCAUCAUCGCUGACUGACCCUUUGCUGCCCUCAUUGCACAACACUCUGUCUCCUCCCUCCCUCCCUCCCUCCCUCCCUCCCUCUCUCUCUCUCUCCCACACACACACACACACACACACACACCCACACACACACACUUCUAACUCAUCUUCACAUGUGUAUCAUCAUUUAUAUACCUCAUGUAUCUACUCUUUCUCUCUCUCUCUCUCUCUCUCUCUCUCUCUCUCUCUCUCUCUCUCUCUCUCUCUCUCACACACUCACUAUAAUUCUUUUUACUUUUUAGAU